Messenger RNA from Aegilops tauschii subsp. strangulata, 1158 nucleotides. The record is from RefSeq and is a predicted model, not a curated record. NCBI's taxonomy places the organism in Eukaryota, Viridiplantae, Streptophyta, Magnoliopsida, Poales, Poaceae.
AUGGUGCUUCAGUUGGCAGUCUCGCGCGCUUGGCAUGUGCAUCAGUUGGAUGUCUCCAACACCUUCUUGCAUGGCCAUCUUGCCGAGCAGGUGUUCUGUCAGCAGUCCACUGGCUUCGUUAACGCCGAGCAUCCGGACUACGUGUGCUUGCUCUCCCGCUCUCCUUACGGGUUGAAGCAGGCGCCACGGGCAUGGUACCAGCGUAUCACAGCCUUCCUACAGUCUCUUGGAUUUCGGUCCACUCGCUCCGAUGCUUCCGUCUUUGUGUGUCAUCAGGGAGCUGACACUGCAUAUCUGUUGCUCUACGUCGACGACAUCAUCCUCAAGGCGUCCGUCCUCGAGCUCCUUCAGCGGCUCACAGCUCGUCUUCGUGAUGAGUUUGCCCUCAAGGACUUGGGGCCUAUGCAUUACUUCCUCGGCUUCGAGGUGGUCCGCCGUGCCGACGGUUUCUUUCCGCAACAGCGAAAGUACGCCCACGAGCUUCUUGAGUGUGCUGGUAUGCUUAACUGCAAGCCGGUUGCCACUCCCGUCGACACGAAGGCCAAGGUUUCUGCCUUGGAACGAUCUCCCAUGUCUGAUGCAACGUUUUAUCGCUCCAUUGUUGGUGCCUUGCAGUAUCUGACGCCGACACGCCCGGACCUGCAAUAUGUUGUUCAGCAGGUGUGCGUCCACAUGCACUCCCCGCGUGACUCUCAUUGGGCCUUGAUGAAGCGUAUCCUCCGUUAUAUACGCGGCACUAUGUCCUUGGGACUCUCACUGACGGCCUCCACCUCCACCAACCUUGUCGCCUAUUCUGAUGCAGACUGGGCAGGCUGCCCCGACACCCGUCACACUUCAGGCUAUUUUGUCUACCUUGGGCCCUCGCUGAUUUCUUGGUCGUCCAAGCGACAGCCCACGGUCUCCCGCUCGAGCGCCGAGGCAGAGUAUCGGGCAGUGGCCAAUGUCGUUGCUGAAUGCUCCUGGCUUUGUCAGCUGCUCCAGGAGUUGCUUUGUGAUGUUCACAAGGCCACGCUUGUGUACUGCGACAACGUCAGCGCUGUCUACCUCUCCGCCAACCCGGUGCAUCAUCCGAAGCAUAUUGAGCUCGAUAUUCACUUCGUUCGUGACCAGGUCACACUUGGACGUGUUCGGGUUCUCCACGUUCCGAUGACGCAAUAA